Ficedula albicollis (Collared flycatcher) is the source of this 1038-nucleotide messenger RNA. Its product is annotated as olfactory receptor 5V1-like. Gene Ontology annotation, biological process: G protein-coupled receptor signaling pathway. Gene Ontology annotation, cellular component: membrane. The record is from RefSeq and is a predicted model, not a curated record. NCBI's taxonomy places the organism in Eukaryota, Metazoa, Chordata, Aves, Passeriformes, Muscicapidae. Gene Ontology annotation, molecular function: G protein-coupled receptor activity; olfactory receptor activity.
CCCCCUUGUUUGACGGGGGGCUGUGCUCUCGUCCCCUGGCUCUCAGUGCCCCUCCUCCUCAGUGCCCGCUCCUGCCCAAAGGCUGACCAGCUGCCCCAGGCAGGUAUGAACCAGACACAGGCGACAGAGUUUGUGCUCCUGAGCUUUCCGCGCGGCCGGCCCUUCCUCUUUGCUCUUUUCCUGGCCAUUUACCUGGCCACGCUGCUGGGCAACUCCGCAAUCCUCUGCCUCGUGUGCCUGGAUCCGCACCUGCACAGCCCCAUGUACUUCUUCCUGGCUCACCUGUCGUGCCUGGACCUGUGCUACUCGUCGGUGACGGUGCCGCAGGUGCUGGCGGGCGCGCAGGCCGCGCAGGCCUCCAUCUCGCUGCGGGGCUGCCUGGCGCAGGCCCUGGCGCUCAUGUGGCUGGCGGGGGCCGAGUGCGCGCUGCUGGCGCUCAUGGCUUGUGACCGCGUGGCCGCCGUGUGCCGGGGGGGGGGGGGGGGGGGGGGGGGGGGGGGCUGCUGGCUCUGGGGGCUGCUGGACGCGGGCCUGCACACCGCGCUGGCCGCCCGCCUCUCCUUCUGCGCGCCCGCCCGGCUCCAGCACAUCUUCUGCGACGUGCCGCCGCUGCUGGCGGCCGCCUGCGGCGACACCGGGGGGGGGGGCCUGCGGCGACACCCGCCCAACCGCCUGGCCCUCCACGUCUGCAGCGUCUUCGUGGGGCUCGGUCCCUUCCUGCUCGUCCUCGUCUCCUACCUUUGCAUCCUGGCCACCAUCCUCAGGAUGCCGCUGGCCACCAGCCGGCGCAAGGCCUUCUCCACCUGCUCGGCGCACCUGCUCGUGGUCACCCUGUUCUUCGUGGCGGCCAACCUCAACUACAACCGGCCCAGCUCGGGCUACUCGCCAGCGGCCGACGCGCUGGUGUCCGUGCUGUUCUGCAUCGCCACCCCCAUGCUCAACCCGCUCAUCUACAGCCUGCGCAACCGCCAGGUGUGGGGGGCCCUGCGCAGAGCUCUGCGGGUCGGGGGCACACCGGGCUCCCCCGGCCACGCCUGA